Molecule: messenger RNA, 2797 nt
Organism: Amborella trichopoda
Lineage: Eukaryota; Viridiplantae; Streptophyta; Magnoliopsida; Amborellales; Amborellaceae
Product: Cyclin/Brf1-like TBP-binding protein
Biological process (GO): transcription by RNA polymerase III; transcription preinitiation complex assembly; DNA-templated transcription initiation
Cellular component (GO): transcription preinitiation complex; transcription factor TFIIIB complex; nucleus
Molecular function (GO): RNA polymerase III type 3 promoter sequence-specific DNA binding; RNA polymerase III general transcription initiation factor activity; TBP-class protein binding
Source: RefSeq, a predicted model, not a curated record
CUCUACAAAGGGGGUUCUCUCCACAUUCUCCAUCUUUCCUCCCACUUUCCCUCUCUGAGCAUCUGUCUGCAGUUUACAUCUCUUUCUCUCUCUUGUCCCCCCUCUCUCCAUGUGUAUUUCUUCAGUUUCUCUCUCUCUAACUCAUUAACCACCUCUGUUUCGUUGCGGGUUAAAAUAGUAAUUCUGGGACUCUCACCAUUAUAUCCCUGAACUUGGAAUUUAGGGUUUUAUAGACUUCAGUGUUCUAUAAUCGUGCAUGGAGUUGGAAAGCUGAAAGAUGAAACCACUGAAUCCCCCUACUGCUCAUGAUCGAUUCGUAAUAAGUUCAGGGUUGGGGCUUUUCUCGAUGUGAGGCUUGCCUUUUAGGGCUGAUCUCAUGCCCUAAGGUUUUGUUUGGUAUUAUUACUCAACCAUGGUUUGGUGCAAUAAAUGCGGGAAAGAUCAGCCUACAGUUGAUGAUAACGGUUACAUAUGCUGUAAUAAAUGUGGAAGGGUUAUUGACUCAAAUUACUCCACAGAGGCAGAGUUUGUGAAAACAGCGGGGGGGCAGAGCCGACUAGCUGGUAGCUUCAUAAAUACUUAUGAAAGGGCAGGUUCCCGUGAAAUGACUUUAAGAAAAGGAAGAUACGAGAUAGAAGAAAUCAUCACUGCUUUAUCUAUAGAUGGUGGAGAGAAUACAAUAAAUCAAGGGCAUCGUCUCUAUACGCUAGCUGUUGAUAAGAAUUUCACGCGAGGUCGCAGAACAAAGCACGUUGCAGCUGCCUGUCUUUACAUUGUUUGCCGGCAUGAAAAGAAGCCAUUUCUUCUCAUUGACUUUUCUGACUUCUUGCAGAUAAAUGUUUAUGUGCUAGGUGCGGUAUUUUUGCAGCUUGCUAAGCUGCUGAGUCUUCAAGAACAUCCUAUUGUCCAAAAGCCUGUUGAUCCAAGCUUCUUCAUUCAACGUUUCACAGCACGUCUAGUGGAGUACAGUACAAGAAACACUUCUGGGGCUGCAUACCAAUUUAAGAAGAACAACAAAAUUUCUAAUACUGCAUUGAACAUCGUAGCUAGUAUGAAACGAGAUUGGUUGCAGACAGGGAGAAAACCAAGUGGAUUAUGUGGUGCUGCAUUGUAUAUCGCUGCAAACUCUUAUGGCAUCAAAUGUUCAAAAUCAGAUGUUAUAAGAGUUGUACAUAUUUGCGAGGCAACAUUGACAAAACGACUUAUCGAGUUUGAGAAUACAGAGUCAGGAAGCUUAACGCUUGAGGAGUUCAAUACCAUGGCUGAGGAGCUUAGGUUUUCAUGUCCACCACCAAUUCCCAAGAAAAAUGAAAUGUCAGAUGUGCUUUGUGAACACAAAGGUAGUGGAUUGCCACAUUUUGCUCAUGGACUUUGUGAAGAAUGCUAUCAUGAGUUUUGGAAUAUCUCUGGAGGUAUUCAGGGAGGGUCUGAACCUCCUGCUUUCCAGCGUGCUGAACAACAACGAAUGGCUAAUGGAAGUGCUGAUGCUAGGGAUAAGGAGUCAGAUGUCCAUAUCAUGGAUUCUGAAAGAGAUAUCAUGCAUCUCCUUGAUGAUGGAGCCAUGGAAUCUGAUUCUGCAAUUAAUGCUAAGGGCACAGAAAAUGAAGCAGCAGCCUCUAGAGACUCCGAAAGUGUUAAUGAAUCAUGUAGUACUGAAUGUCAGGAAGGAAAAACUCAUGAAAGUGGUUAUGCAUCCAUGAGCAAUCCGAACAUUGACAACCACCAUGAAAAACCCGAAGGCUCUCUUCCUAAGGAUUUAAGUGAACAUCAAGUGGUUGAUGAGACGGCACCUAAUGAAUUUCAGGAAGACCCAGAAACAGAUGUUUUAGCAUCUGAUGAUGAAUCAGAAACCCUUUCAGAUAUCGAUGAUCUUGAGGUAAAUGGCUAUAUCCACAAUGAGGAAGAGACGCGCCUAAAAACCAUAAUUUGGACAGAAAUGAACAAGGAAUAUCUUGAGGAACAAGCAGCUAAAGAGGCUGCUGCUGCAGCUGCUCGGGCAGCAUAUGAGGCUGAUAUUGCAAACUGUCAUGGAGAUGCUCUUGAACUUGCUAAAGCAACUGCUGCUGCUAUUGCAAAGAUGAAGAAGGAUAAGCAACAGAAAAGGGCUGAAGAAGCCAGGAAUGCAACUCCUGCUCAAACUGCAGCUGAAGCAACCCGCCAAAUGCUGACUAAGAAGAAAAUCAGUUCGAAAAUCAACUAUGAAGUGCUCAAUAAACUCUUUGAUGAAGAGACACCGGCAAAGGAUGAGGGUAAAACCCAAGAUGGUGAUGCAGAAGAAGUCCCGAGUAGUAAGAGACAACGGACAAAGUCAUCUCACGGUGAUUCACGUGCUCAGAAGACCAAGGAUGAGAAUGAUAGAGGAUUCGAUACUGAAGCCUUGAAUGAUGACAAUGGAUAUGAGGAACAGCAUGCAGGGGAAGAUUAUGGUUACGAAAAUGCACAAGGUUAUGGGAAUGCAGAAGAAGGUUAUGGUUAUGGGAAUGCAGAAGAAGGUUAUGGUUAUGGGACCGCCGAGGAAAAUGUCACGGUGAGAAGGCAAUUCAUAUGUAAAUAUACUCCAUGGCCAGCAGCAUGCAAGUGUGCUGGACCCAAUUCAUUGUAUUGCGGCUUGUAGGUACUUGAAAUAUUGAGGGUUUUUUUUUUUAUGGAUUUUUUAUUUGUGAUGACAAUAAUAUGGUACCCUUUUAAAUGGGAAAGGACGACACAAUUCAGUUGUGAAAUUUGAUUGAUACUUUAGUGGUUAGUUAUUCUGAUUUUCCCCUCUAUUUGUUUGAUGCAAAGUUGAUCAUUUAUUUGA